AUGCUUAAAUUGUACUGUUGUGAUCAUGAAAUAGAAUGCUGUUCAUUGUGUGUAUCAGUGUAUCAUAGGAGAUGUGCUACUGUUAAAACAAUAGAGAUUGCUGCAAAAGAUAUUUGUCAAUCAGACUUACCAAAGAAUAUAAAAGAAACCUUAGUAUGCAGUAAACAGAAACUCAAAAUAUUAAGAGAAAGGUACAUUGAGGAUUCCAAAAAGUUUGAAGAUCAAGUUCUUUCUAUUGUUGAAGAGCUAAAUGACUUCAGACAAGAUAUCAAGAACAAGGUUGAUAUUAUUUCUGACAAACUGACUGCUGAAUUAACACAGUUUUCAGAAAACAGUGAGAGGAAAUAUAGCACAAAGGUUAAAGAAUUAGAUGAUAGAAUCGCUGCCAUUGACAAUGAAUUGAGCAUUUUUACAACCGUUUUUGAAAAGGCAUCAAAUGUUCAGAUAAUGGCAACGAUGAAGGAACUUGGUAAAAAAUCUCCUUUGCAUACCAAGUUUACAAAUCAUUUCACUAACAACUACUUUCAUUCACAUCUAACAUCAACUGUUAGUAAAGAACUAGACAACAUCGAUAAUGCCUUAGAAAACUGUAUGGUGUCAACAAUCAGCCAACAAUGUGAAUUCACAUUAACCUGUAAUCUGCUGCCUAGUGUCAAGUUAAAAUUAAUAUCUGAAAUCAAAAAGGAAAAACGAAACAAUGAAGCAUGCUUUUCUAGCAAUGGAUACAUUUUUGUAUCAGAUUUUUUUUCAAAAUGCAUUGAGGUGUACACUAUUGACAGUAGAAAGUUAAUGACACUCCAGCUUCAAUAUUCACCAUAUGAUUUAGCUUCUGAUGGACAUGGCUAUAUUGCUUUACUUAAUGAUGAGGAUGGAACCAUAGAAUUCUUAAACGAAAAUACACUCAUGAUUGAUCAAAAGUUUCCUAUAAACACGAACUCGGGAGGUAUUUCACUGAAUGAAAAGUUCCUUGUUGUAAGACAGGAAAAGGCAAUUGAAUGUUAUGACCGUUUAAAAGGAACGUUAUGCAUGAAAGUUGAAGAAUUACCAGGGCUUGACAGCUCAAGUUAUGUCCAUGUAAACAAAAAAGGAUUUUAUUUUUCAUGUGGUGACAUUAUAUACUUCAAAACAUUUCCAGACAUGCAAGAAGAUGAAAGUGACAGCUUUAUUUAUACUGAUGAUACAAUGGAGCAAGUGGAAGCUGUAGAAACAGAUGAUAAAGGAAAUGUAUAUUAUGCCGAUUAUGAAGCUGAUAAGAUUGGCCUGAUGUCAUGUGAUGGUUCAAAAUCAUAUACCUUUGAUGUGCAGGAGGAGUUAAUAAGGCCAAUGGGUCUUUGUUUAAGUAAGGAUCAGAAGUACCUGCUAGUCACAAAUGAUAUGGGUAGUACUAUAUAUGUGUAUGAAAUAGAGAAUGAGGGUUAUUUAGAAGUAGAGGCUGAUGCAAGUGAAAAUGUUGGUGCACAACUCAUUGGGGAAAUGGAGAAGAUCAAAGCCAUGGUUUUAAGCAUGGUACACAUGGUACAGGUACCAGUACAUGGAAAUUGA
This is a messenger RNA of Mytilus trossulus (common blue mussel), 1542 nucleotides long. RefSeq lists its product as uncharacterized. The record is from RefSeq and is a predicted model, not a curated record. The coding region runs from base 1 to 1542 and encodes 513 amino acids. The transcript has a single exon. Lineage: Eukaryota; Metazoa; Mollusca; Bivalvia; Mytilida; Mytilidae.